AUGGUUCACUCAGACGAAUUGAUCUUUCCAUAUCUAAAACAUCUAUCGUUGGGCGAGAAUGUCAUCAUCGAUUCGUUAUCUUCCACAGAUGAAGGAGGCAUAUACACCCUUCAACCGAAAUUCAACAUUUUCACCUCCGCAAUCAAAUUAUCUUCUCCGACAACACUAUGUAUAGAUUGGCCCGAAACAUAUGAUAAAGAACGAUCGAGUGAUCCGGACGAUGGAGGGAGUCUGAUAGAUUGGUUUGUACCGGAAUUACUCCACAAUCUCGAUGAAAAUACAUGUAACAUCAAGGAGAUAAAGGUACAUGUGAGGUACAAUAACAUUGGACAUCUGAUAUUCAAAAUAAUGGGAUAUGGACCUGGAUGGCGACCAAAAUCCAAGCUGGAUAUGGUUAACAUGCCAGGGGAAGAAUUGAAGGGGAUUAUCCAACAUGUAUUUUGGAGUGUGGUCAAUGCGAUGAAUGGUCUGAUAGAAGAGGAUCUACACUUCGAUUCGACAAUGAUUGGGGAGCCGUUCUCUUUCUUCUUACUUGAUGAUGAGGGGAAUAAAGAUCAAGUGAUCGAGGAAGUUCUGGAAGAGGUCACGGACGAUUAUGAGGCUCUUUACGAUACCGUUCAAGAUGCUACCACUUGGAAGAGUCAAGAUAACGAAGAUGAGUGGAAGUGUAGGUGUGGAAGACAUAUACCGGACUGGAAAGCGACGAACAUGAAGAGGAGGAGUCCAACGCCAGAAGUAGAGGUGAUGGAUCAUACGCAGAGGAAGAUCGAUGAGUAUUUCAAGCCGUUGAAGAACAAUUCUCAGAUGGGUGAAGCAUGGAGGUGA
Kwoniella mangroviensis CBS 8507 is the source of this 825-nucleotide messenger RNA. RefSeq lists its product as uncharacterized. Bases 1 to 825 code for a protein of 274 amino acids. The record is from RefSeq and is a predicted model, not a curated record. The transcript has a single exon. NCBI's taxonomy places the organism in Eukaryota, Fungi, Basidiomycota, Tremellomycetes, Tremellales, Cryptococcaceae.